AUACGCGGUUGAAGCGAACCUCGGUGUUUUCCAAAUCAGCUGUUAGCUUGAAGCGGUGAAGGGUGACUCGACGAGUGUCGGCGGCUCGAUGGUGGGGAGAGAGGACGGCAGCAGUCAGUCAGUCAGUCAGUCGGCAACGAGCCUUCCUUCGGUACGCAUAGUGUUAGAUCGUUCGCGCGUGCCUCUAAUAUCUUACCUUUCUUCUUAUUACUUAUCGUUGUCGAUCGAUCAUCAUUUUUAUCCAUCACCUUGUAGCUAUUUUUUCUUUAUUUUGUCUCUACGUAAAAUACGAAUACUCUAACACAACAUACAUCGAGUUAACUUGGUACUAAAUUUUGCGUACGCGUGUAAGCCUAACAUUCAUCAGUACGUGGUAUCGCGUUAGUGAAAGUGUUAACAACCUGCUACGAUAGAUAAAGAAAAAAAUAAAGAAAUAUUUGAAGAAUUUUGUGGUUUGUUCGAAAGAGAGAGAGAGAGAGAGAGAGAGAGAGAGAGAGAGAGAGAGAGAGAGAUUACCCGUUCAAACUUUGAAAAGUUCAGAUAAGAGACCUGUGAUGUGCAAUAGGUAAACUAACCAAAUUCUUAAACGGAACUAAAUCAGGAGAAAAAGGAUAGAAAGAAAAAAAUCUGUUGGUUUAAAAAUAAAUGCCGAAGACCAACGGGAAGAUCGAACGAAAGGAAAGCAUAAUAAAUAUUCGAUUAUUCGAAGUAAGAAAUAGUUCAAGAGGAGAAAAGAUUUAAUGUGUACACAUAGAACAAAUCAGUGAGAAGAAUAAGGUCCAAGGUCGAAAAGCGUACUUGCAACAGUGUUAUAAUCUCUUGCCCUCCUCCCUCUGCCCCCUCAUUCUCGUCUUCUUCAUCAUCAUUUUUUCCUUCUUUUCUCUCUCUCUCUCUCUCCCACAUGUACGACGGCACCUUCUUUUCCUCGUGCCCCCACCUUGUCCUCCAGCACGUCCUCUUGGAUCGGUCGUCGUCGUCGUCGUCUUCGUCGUCGUCGUCGUUGUAGCAGCGGCGCAACGAGCAUCGCAAGGAAAGUGUGUCAGUAGGAUAACAACGAAAGCACAGGUCACAACUUGGACGUCCUCUCUUCGAUGUCCUCUUUCUCCUCUUCCUUCUAUUCCUUUUUUAUCCUUUACGAAGUGACACUUUUUAAAUUUCAUUUAAACGUCGCGUGUUGUGCCAUUUAAACGGCAAAGUACGUCCGAAGGAAUUGGAACACGUCGGUGGCGAACUACUACUACUACCACCAUCACCAGCAGCAGCAGCAGCACCACAACCACUAUUACUAUUUAGUUGGUGUAAACUAAACUCGAAAGGAACUCGAAAGAAUUUGUUACGACACCACCUAGAAUCGAAUUUCAAUUCGCCAUUUAUUUCUUUCCUCCCCACUUCACUUCUCUUCUCUUCUCGUCGCGUGUAUGAGACUUCUCCGUGUUGUUUCUUUUUCUAUUUUUCUCUUAUUAACAUUUUUGCCAUUUCAUCGUGAGGAAGAAAAAUAAGUAAAAGAAAGAGUUAAGAAGAUUCACUACGUCGAUGUCACGACGAAAAAAGAGCGAGUUUCUUCGCGAGAAAAAGAGAGACAACAACCUUGUUGCGUCAUGAUCGUAAUCGACGAGAGGUGUGACGUUAGUAACAACUUACAAUAAUAAUAAUAAUAAUAAUAAUAAUAAUAAUAAUAUAACACUAAACGCGUGUACGAAUAUAUUGAAGAAAAAGAACAACACAACAUAAGGAUAUAUUUAGAAGAGAAAACGUUGUUGUUGACUUUAUUUUCUUCUUCUUAUUUCCUAUUUUAUUUGAAUUAUUUUCUUCACUUUUAUUAUUCCAUAAUCUUCUUAAUGAAAGAAAACAAGAGGAAGAAGAAUCAUGUGGCAUUGAUUUUUUAAACUUACCUCCAAUCAUUCCACAUAAGUAUAUACAUCUUUCCACUAAAGAGGAGAACAAAUCGAAGAGUAAAAGAAGAAGAAGAAGAAGGAUGAUUCGAUUAAUCAACUAAUUCGUUACAACGAGCAAAGUAGUGGUUAUUCGAUUUUAUCGCGCACUCCCUCCCUCCCUCCCACCCUCCCGGACGUAUCCGAGAGAUUAAAAAGCUCCGAGAGUAAGAACAAAAACAGACUUGGAGAAAAGAAAUUGAGAUAAGAGUUAAGAGAAGAAAACAAAAACAAGAGAAAGAGUGAGGAGAAGAAAAGUUAAAAGAGAAAAAAAUACCACUUAAUAUUAGUAAAGUAUGUUAAAGAGAAGAGGAGCGUCUAACAAAAUGAAAAAUCCCGAACACGAGAGUGGUUAUUUCGAAGAUGGAAGUGACGGGAGUGACACCGAGGUUAACGUCGAAGAAACGAUCGUAGACGAAGACAGGAAAUGCGGUUCUGUUUCUUGUUACGGCCUUACCAAGGCCAUCGACGGCCUCGACGUCAGAGAUUCUCAGGAACACCUUGCCAAUGGCUACGAACACCACCGAUCGAAUCGAGUAAAUCUCGAGGAUAGUGGUGGCCAAAGGGUGGAUAUGUCUCAUUUCGAUUUAUUGAAGGUGCUAGGUACCGGAGCUUAUGGAAAAGUAUUUCUGGUACGGAAAAGAGUUGGAACCGAUGCUGGUCGUCUUUAUGCUAUGAAGGUCCUGAAAAAAGCAUCAAUCGUGCAAAAGAAAAAAACUACCGAACAUACGAAGACCGAGAGACAAGUUCUCGAAGCUGUUAGAGACAGUCCUUUUUUAGUAACGCUCCAUUAUGCUUUCCAAACUGAUGCCAAAUUGCACUUAAUUUUAGAUUAUGUUAGUGGAGGUGAAUUGUUUACUCAUUUAUAUCAAAGAGAACACUUUACCGAGGACGAAGUAAGGAUUUAUAUUGGCGAAGUGAUUUUAGCUUUGGAGCAUUUGCACAAGUUGGGUAUCAUAUACAGAGACAUUAAACUAGAAAACAUACUCCUCGAUAGGGAAGGACACAUAGUCCUUACGGAUUUUGGAUUAAGUAAAGAAUUCUUACCGCAUGAAAGAGACAGCAACGCUCGAGCAUACUCGUUUUGCGGUACUAUCGAGUAUAUGGCACCGGAAGUGGUACGAGGGGGAUCCGCAGGCCACGAUAUUGCUGUGGAUUGGUGGAGCGUGGGCGUGUUAACUUACGAACUUCUCACUGGCGCCUCUCCUUUUACGGUCGAGGGAGAGAAAAAUACCCAGCAGGAGAUCUCAAGAAGAAUAUUAAAGACCGAACCACCGAUACCCAGUCAUCUUAAUCCAACCGUAAGGAACUUUAUCUCGCGUUUGUUGGUAAAGGAUCCACGUCAAAGACUAGGUGGUGGACCUCGCGACGCCAAGGAAUUGAAGGAACAUCCGUUCUUUAGAAGAGCUCCGCCGCCAUUCAGUUGGGAUGCUCUAGAAAAGAAACAGAUUAGCCCACCGUUCGUACCGCGUAUCACACACGAACUCGAUACCAGCAACUUUUCUGAAGAAUUUACAAAAAUGGUUGCUGCCGACAGUCCAGCCGUUGUACCACCCAAUCACGAUAAAAUAUUUCGGGGCUACUCUUAUGUAGCACCGUCGAUACUCUUCAGCGAGAACGUGGUUAGCAGAGAUAUAUUCUUCGAAGAAACAAAAGAAUCAUCCAGUAGCGACUCUCAAAGAUCUUCAACGUCGGACGUUUUAGCAAUGCGAUUGGAGGGGUCAACGUUCUUUCAGGCCUACGAGCUCGAUCUACGAGAGCCACUAGGCGAUGGAAGUUUUUCGGUGUGUCGUAAAUGUCGACACAAAAAAACUGCUCAGGAAUUUGCCGUGAAGAUCGUUAGCAGGCGCAUGGAUUCUGGUAGCGAAGCAAGUUUGCUGCGUAGUUGCCAAGGCCAUCCAAACGUGGUCAAGUUGUUCGAGGUACAUCAAGAUAGAGCGCAUACAUAUCUGGUGAUGGAGUUACUCUCGGGAGGUGAAUUGUUGAGUAGACCAAGGCCGUUCACCGAGCAACAAGCAAGUCGUAUUAUGAAGCAAUUGGCCUCCGCGGUACGUUUCAUGCACUCUCGUGGCGUUGUCCAUCGAGAUCUCAAGCCAGAAAAUAUUAUUUUUGUUCACGAAGGCAAGGAUUCUCCAGUCAAGAUCGUUGACUUUGGUUUCGCUAGAUUAAAACGUAGUUGUGAGCCUCUUCUCACACCUUGUUUUACGCUUCCUUACGCAGCACCAGAAGUAAUCGCUAAACAAGGAUACGAUCAAAGCUGCGAUUUGUGGAGUUUAGGUGCAAUCAUGUGUUGCAUAUUAUCAGAAAGUUUACCUUUUAGAACAAACUCGCCAGACCUGGCCUCGCGUAUUCAAUCUGGCGAGAUUAAUUUCGACGCUGAUAAUUGGUGUCAUAUAUCACCUUUAGCCAAGCAAGUGGCAAAAGGUUUGUUAAUGGUUGAUCCAAAUAAAAGACUCACCGCUACGGCCCUUGUUAAUCAUCCUUGGCUAUUCGAGUCAACCAACAGCAGCAGCAGCACAACUACUAAUUCAAACGUUCCAGAUUGUAUUACUACUACUAUUACUACUGAUGCUACUACUAAUGCAACUACUAACGCUACUAUAAACGCUACUACUAACAUUACUACUUACUGUCCUCCGACGUCAUCGACAACGCAAGAUAAAUUGGAAGGUUUUCGUUUACGCGAAGUGGACGGAGCUAAGUUGGCCCAAAGACGUAAACUACACAAACGUUCGACAUCUAGUUCCGUAUCUUCGUCUGCUUCAACAACUUCUUCGACCCUUUCGGUUCCAUUAGUGCGACCUUCUAGUUCGAGUACCAACGUAGCUACUUCUGCCUCGCCAGCUCGACCUAUUGCCUUUGAUUUUGGAGAGGACAAAGUGAACGAAUAUUUAAAUUCUUUGUCGUCUUCCUCAGAGUCCAAUUCUCCAAAGACAAAUAAUGAUCGACAUCAAGAAGGAAAAUAUAAACGACGUAAGCGUGACAUGACAGACGACGACUCCACCUCCCAGCAGGGAAGUUCCAAAGCUAAACGAAGCAAGAGACACCAUGAUCUCGACGGUGAAUCCUAUCAAAGUAGUAGUAGUAGUAGUAAUAGCAGUGGUAGAAGUGGACCAGUUACGAGAUCGAGAAAACGAAAAUUAGAACAAAAUGUAUCCAAUUUGGAUAGCACUAUGGAAUCCUAUGGAUUUUCCUCUGGUACUGACAAAAAAGACCUCAAUAUUCAUAGAAAACAAAAAGCUGGUAAACGGCCCAAACGUUUUACUACGAUUACAGUUGAGUAAUGUUUCCUAAAUCUUGUCUAAGCGGUAGUCUUAUUCUCACUUAGUUUCCUAUGCAUUUUACAAUAAAGUAAUAGUGCGCUGCCUUUUGGGAAUUACGUACAAGAUAUUAUAAAUGUUACAUCAUUCCUAAUACGUGAGAGACAGAGAUCUUUUAGACUAUUGUACAUAUAUUUCAGUUAAUGCCAUGUUUUUUAGUCAAAUAACCAGAGGAUAAUAUAAGUUUCUCGCUAAAGAUUUUCUAUAAAAUGAUUGCGAAGGGAAUAGGGGGUGAUAUUAUUAUCGUAUUUUUAUGGUCAGGGUCAGAUCAUUUUGUUUCUGUUAGAGAGAAGUAACCGAUAGUUAUCAAAUUCCUAUUGUUUUUCAUUUUUUUUUCUCUCUAUAAGUAGUACCUAUUAGCAAAAAAUAGUUGGACAAAUUCUUUAUCCUUCUUUCUUUUCUGGUUACUUGUUUAAGUUUUUUUUUGUUUCUUCCCUGUCUUUUGUUUAAUUAAGUUUCGCUUCUCUGUAAUCAGAGAAAAGUCAAAUAUGCAUUAUGGGUUGUUAGGAUAGAUACGUAGUAAAUGUGCCUCAAUAAAAUCCAUUUCCUAUGAAUGCGUCGAGUGAACCGUUGAAUGUGUUGAAAGAUAAUAUUAAGUAUGUUGAUGAAUUCGCUAAGGAAUUCAUCAUAACAUUCUAUCAAUGAAAUUAUCUUAUUUUCUAUAUAAAUGUUUACUUGUUAAACAGAAGAAGACAUUAAUUGUUUAUUUAAUAACUCUUUAAGCAUUCAACACUUUCACCCUAUAUAUAAAAUAAGAAAUAUUACAAAUGGAUUUAACUCAAAGUUCCCUUGUCACAUUACUGGAACAUUGGGAAGGAAACGAUUAAUAAAUGAUUUGUAUCGAAUUAUUCUCAAAAGAAUCGAACCACGAUUAUAUAGAUCAUUCAAGAUUAUAUAGAUCAUUCAAGAUUAUAUUUGUAUUGCUUAUAUACAUUUAUAUCUUUUUACUACUUUAUUUUCAUCAUCAUCUUAUCUGUAUUUGUUUUCUUCUCAAUUUAGCAUUACUUAAUGAGACGUUUACAAAAUAGAUGAGAGAGAUUAAUGAUGAAAAGAUAAUCUUGUAUGUUCAAUUGGACAAACGAGAGUGAAUAUAUUUGAUUAUAAAUGAACAUUAUUUUAUCAUACCAUAUUAGUCAAAAGUUAAGAAAUAUGGUGAUGUAUUUCUUGUGAAAAAGAAAAGAAGAAAGAAAAAAAAGAUAAAUCGAGCAAAGUACUUGAUUUAGUAAUUUUGUCCUUCGUAGAUUUUGUGAUUUUGCUACGAAAUAUAUUAUACCUAAUUGUUCUUAUUUAAAAAAAAAAAUAACAACAAAAAAAUAAAUAACAAUUUGUAUUGUUCGUUUGUACAUAUAGAUUACGUUGGAUUACUUUAACAUUAUAUUUUGAGCGCAGAGUUUUCCAUAUACACGAGGGUAUUAUUGAAAUUGCCUUUAGAGAUAUCGACUGUUUUACCUGAUGUGCGGUAAUUGCUGUGAAAGAUGCGAGUAAUAAAUGGCAAAGACUGAAAAGGUUGUAUACCAACUCAGGGAACAGCAGACAUGCUAAUGAAAAACGUCUUGUGUUAUUGAUUCGUGAUAGUUGCAAUUGAAAUUUAAUGACGUUACUACCAAAGACGACUGAAGCAACAUUGCUCCGUAAGACCAAAAAGAACUGUAUGUAACAUUGAAAUGGAGUUAUGUGUAUAUAUACCGAUUACUACCGAAUUGUAUCAUUUCACAUAAUAUAAUAGAUAUUAAUUAAUUAUAUUAAUAUAAAAGAAAAAGAUAACAAAUUAUAUAUUUACUAUAUAACAUUAUAUUAGGGAGAAUGAUAUUCUCUUAAAUAAGACAAAUAUUUCUAUUUAGGAUUGUAAAAGUCAUUAAAUCUUGUAAGUUUAAUCAGUUAUUCAGGAGGGAGGAAUGUAACAUAAUAAAUGAUGAUGAUGAUUAUGCGUUACAUUUAUUAUGUUACAAUAACGAAAGCAGAUUCUCUUUUUCUAGUGAUAUCUCAUUGUUAAGGUAUAAAGAAAUCUUUCAAGAGCAUAUAUAUAUAUAUAUGUAUGUAUGUAUAUACGUAUACACACACAUAUAUAUUAUAUACAACGUUAUAUACAAAUUCAAGCUUGUACCAUACGAUAAAGAGUGCUGUUCUGUUGCGACAAGUACAUACAAGAGACACCUACCUUUGUUACUACUGGUUGUUAAAUAUAUCAUGAUACAAUAUUUAUUUA
Molecule: messenger RNA, 7457 nt
Organism: Polistes dominula (European paper wasp)
Lineage: Eukaryota; Metazoa; Arthropoda; Insecta; Hymenoptera; Vespidae
Product: ribosomal protein S6 kinase alpha-5
Biological process (GO): protein phosphorylation; intracellular signal transduction
Molecular function (GO): protein serine/threonine kinase activity; ATP binding; magnesium ion binding
Source: RefSeq, a predicted model, not a curated record